AGGCAUUCGAAGUGUCAACUUGUGCAUCACACCUUCAUCACCGCUGCAACAAUGGACGAGGAAGGACCGCAGGUUCGCGUCAAGUUCGUGACUAAGGACGCAUCUAUCCGCGUGACGGAGACUCCGUUCGCGGUGCCUACGCGUCUCAAUCGCCGCGGACUCUCGCAAGUGGUUAACCACCUGUUGGCCACGGGCGACUCACCUCGGCCUUUUGACUUCCUUAUCGACGGUUUGUUUCUGCGCUCGUCGCUGGACAAGUAUCUGCAGACUCACGGCGUCUCAGAGGAGGCUCUGCUCACACUCGAGUACGUGGAGGCGCUUCCUGAACCGCAAAAGCAGAACGGCAGUGACCAUCCGGACUGGGUCAGUGCUGUAGCAUCUCUGGAUGACGAACUGGUCGUCACCGGUUGCUAUGACGGCGUACUGCGUGUGUACGACGCUCAGGGAGACUGCAAGGCCUCUGUGAAGGCUCACCAGGGCGCCAUUAAAGCAGUGAGUGUAGCAUCCAGCAAGAGUGGAGAGUUUAUCAUUGCCAGCAGUGGCAAAGAUCAGCUCGCACAGCUCUGGAGAUACACGAUUAAGUUGUCCAAAUUGUCGCCAAUGGCAGCUCUUACCGGCCACUUGAACAGUGUCGACGCCGUGCAGAUGCACGCGUUGGGUAAGCGUGUAGUUACUGGCAGUUGGGACAACACAGUGCGUGUGUGGCAGACCCCGGAGGAGUCAGGUGAACAGCGCUCGGCCAAGAAACACAAGAAGACGGAGGACGACGCCGGUGCCGUGAGUUUCCAACAACUCGAAGCCGAAAUCGUGCUGGUGGGCCACACGAGCUACGUGACGGGCGUAGCGUUCCGUCCCAAGACCUCGGAGCACGACGAAGACGUGGUUGUAUCUGCCGGCAGCGACCGCAACGUACGUCUAUGGGACCUUGUGACCCAGUCCUGCUCGCAGGCACUUGUCGGUAACCGUGCCGUGUCCGAUCUCAGUGUCAACGCGAACGGACUUAUCCUCACGGCCCACCCGGACCACUGCGUUCGUCUAUGGGACCCUCGUGCUCAACAGAGUGGCGAGAGUAUCGUUCAGCGCACAUUCCGCUCACACAAGGAGUGGGUGAGCUCCGUGGAUUGGCAUCCGGACAGCAACAACGAGCACCUGUUCGUGUCUGGCAGCUACGACGGCACAGCCAAGGUCUGGGACGCACGCAGUACAAUCCCGCUGCACACUGUGAGUGCACACGAAGGCAAACUCCUUGAUCUAAGCUGGAGAAACCAGAACGAGGGCGUGGCUUUCGUCACUGGUGGUGACGACAAGAAACUCAACUUCUUCAGUGUGUAAAGAGCAGAUAGAGAAAAAAAACACUGACAUGUUCUUGUUUCCUACGCUGUC
Messenger RNA from Phytophthora nicotianae INRA-310, 1383 nucleotides. RefSeq lists its product as hypothetical. Gene Ontology annotation, biological process: ribosome biogenesis. Gene Ontology annotation, molecular function: protein binding. Bases 52 to 1332 code for a protein of 426 amino acids. The transcript has 2 exons. The record is from RefSeq and is a predicted model, not a curated record. Lineage: Eukaryota; Oomycota; Peronosporomycetes; Peronosporales; Peronosporaceae.